Messenger RNA from Ostrea edulis (European flat oyster), 459 nucleotides. RefSeq lists its product as uncharacterized. The transcript has a single exon. The record is from RefSeq and is a predicted model, not a curated record. Gene Ontology annotation, molecular function: nucleic acid binding. The coding region runs from base 1 to 459 and encodes 152 amino acids. Lineage: Eukaryota; Metazoa; Mollusca; Bivalvia; Ostreida; Ostreidae.
AUGCAUUGUGAAAAAGAACAGAACAAAUGGGACGAGUAUCUACCCCAAGUAAUGAUGGCGUACCCUUCCUCAGUUCACAGUAGUACACACUUUACGCCAAAUAUAAUGGUAUUCGGUAGGAAUAUCACCAUGCCUCUUGAAGCUGUAACAUGUUGCCCAACCAAAGAAACAGAGUCUGACACCCAUGAGUACAUAUCUGAUCUUCAAGCAAAGAUUCACUCUGUCCAUGAACUUGCAAGACAGAACCUGAAAACAAGUGCAGAACAUCAGAAACGUUAUUAUGAUAUCAAAACAAGUAAAAAGUCCCUUGACAUUGGUCAGCUGGUGUGGUUAUAUGAACCUUUACAGAAAAAGGGAGUGUGCAAGAAGUUGUCUUGUCCUUGGAGUGGUCCCUGCAUUGUCCUUGAGAAAAUUUAUGAUACAACGUAUCGGGUCUCAUUUGCUAAGUCAUUUUUGUGA